This is a messenger RNA of Phacochoerus africanus (Common warthog), 2095 nucleotides long. RefSeq names its product cleavage stimulation factor subunit 2 (gene CSTF2). The record is from RefSeq and is a predicted model, not a curated record. The transcript has 15 exons. Bases 103 to 1881 code for a protein of 592 amino acids. Gene Ontology annotation, biological process: mRNA 3'-end processing. Gene Ontology annotation, molecular function: mRNA binding. NCBI's taxonomy places the organism in Eukaryota, Metazoa, Chordata, Mammalia, Artiodactyla, Suidae. Gene Ontology annotation, cellular component: mRNA cleavage and polyadenylation specificity factor complex.
GAAGCGUCCGGCUCACGCGCCGUACAGAAGCGUGUUCGGCGCUGGGCUCAUGCGCCGUACGGAAGUGUGCUCUGGCGUACCGGAAGCCCCCGGAAGAGAGCGAUGGCGGGUUUGACUGUGAGAGACCCUGCGGUGGACCGUUCGCUACGUUCAGUUUUCGUGGGGAACAUUCCUUAUGAGGCUACUGAAGAGCAAUUAAAGGACAUCUUUUCUGAGGUUGGACCUGUUGUUAGUUUCAGGUUGGUAUAUGAUAGGGAGACAGGAAAACCAAAGGGUUAUGGCUUCUGUGAAUACCAAGACCAGGAGACAGCACUUAGUGCCAUGCGAAACCUAAAUGGGCGUGAAUUCAGUGGGAGAGCACUUCGAGUGGACAAUGCUGCCAGCGAAAAGAACAAAGAGGAGCUGAAGAGUCUUGGCACUGGUGCCCCUGUCAUUGAGUCACCUUAUGGAGAGACCAUCAGUCCUGAGGAUGCCCCUGAAUCCAUUAGCAAAGCAGUUGCCAGUCUUCCACCAGAGCAGAUGUUUGAACUGAUGAAACAAAUGAAGCUCUGUGUCCAGAAUAGUCCCCAGGAAGCACGGAACAUGUUGCUUCAGAACCCUCAACUGGCUUAUGCUUUGCUACAAGCACAGGUAGUGAUGAGAAUUGUGGAUCCAGAAAUCGCCUUGAAAAUUCUGCAUCGCCAGACAAAUAUCCCAACACUGAUUGCAGGCAACCCUCAGACAGUCCACAGCACUGGACCUGGCUCAGGAUCCAAUGUGUCAAUGAACCAGCAGAAUCCUCAGGCCCCUCAGGCCCAGUCUUUGAGUGGAAUGCAUGUCAACGGAGCACCUCCUCUGAUGCAGGCUUCUCUGCAGGCUGGAGUUGCAGCACCAGGGCAGAUACCAGCCACUGUAACAGGACCUGGCCCUGGUUCCUUAGCUCCUGGAGGAGGAAUGCAGGCCCAGGUUGGAAUGCCAGGAAGUGGACCAGUAUCCAUGGAGCGGGGACAAGGAACCCUACAGCACUCGCCCGUGGGACCCGCCGGGCCUGCAUCAAUUGAGCGAGUUCAAGUGCCGAUGCAAGACCCCAGAGCAGCUAUGCAGCGUGGGCCCUUGCCUGCCAAUGUCCCAACUCCUCGAGGUCUGUUAGGAGAUGCUCCAAAUGACCCACGUGGAGGCACUUUACUUUCUGUAACUGGAGAGGUAGAGCCUAGAGGUUACCUGGGACCACCUCAUCAGGGUCCGCCCAUGCACCAUGUCCCUGGCCAUGACAGCCGUGGCCCACCCCCACAUGAAAUGAGGGGAGGGCCAUUAGCUGAGCCCAGACCUCUAAUGGCAGAGCCAAGAGGACCCAUGCUAGAUCAGAGGGGUCCACCCUUGGAUGGCAGAGGCGGAAGAGAUCCUCGAGGCAUAGAUGCACGAGGGAUGGAGGCACGAGCCAUGGAGGCAAGAGGAUUAGAUGCUAGAGGAUUAGAGGCCCGUGCCAUGGAGGCCCGUGCGAUGGAGGCCCGUGCGAUGGAGGCCCGUGCAAUGGAAGUCAGAGGGAUGGAGGCCAGAAGCAUGGAUACAAGGGGCCCUGUCCCAGGCCCAAGAGGCCCUAUGCCUAGUGGAAUCCAGGGUCCUAGUCCAAUUAACAUGGGUGCAGUUGGCCCCCAGGGAUCCAGACAGGUCCCAGUCAUGCAGGGAGCGGGCAUGCAAGGAGCGAGCAUUCAGGCUGGAGGCCAGCCUGGCGGCUUUAGUCCUGGCCAGAACCAAGUCACUCCACAGGACCACGAGAAGGCUGCUUUGAUCAUGCAGGUUCUUCAACUAACUGCAGACCAGAUUGCCAUGCUGCCUCCUGAGCAGAGGCAGAGUAUCCUGAUCUUAAAGGAACAAAUACAGAAAUCUACUGGAGCGCCUUAAAAGGUUUUCAAAAAUACCUGGCAACAAAUCUGGAAAUGAAUUCCAUAGCUUUGUUGAAAUGUUGCAAAAAGAUGACUUCUACAUCCUAACCCUUGAAUGACUCAAAUUGGUGCCAGGUGGAGGACUCCCAUCACCUUCUCUCAGAACAAAAUCAGUCCAUUCUGUUGUCUUAGUUUGUAAAUUUUCUGUGACUUGAAAUAAACUUUGAACACAA